UGUGCCACGAUGUCCCUGCCAAACACGCUCUCGCGUCUGAUCGUAAUUUCCACUUUCAUCCUUGCGGCUCAUGCCAGAGCGGUGAACAUCAGCAACACAUGGAUGCUACCCGAAGAGGGAUUUCCGGUGUUCUACCGUCAUUUCCGGGACCGGGUUUCCUGGUAUGAGGCCGAUGCAGUAUGUCAAUUUCAUCAUGCUAAUCUCGUUACCGCUGACAGUACAUCCCAAUACGACGCCAUCCGGGCUUACUUAAAAGAACUAGACGUAACAACCAACGUCUGGAUUGGCUUGUCGAAAACAUCUGAAAAAGGAAAGUUCACUUGGUCUAAUUAUCAGACAUUAAAUGGAAUGGGACAUUGGCAGGAUUCCAUUCCCGUUGGAAACAAUCCAUUGUGUGUUGUUAUGGAUCCCUCCUCCGAUUUCUUGUGGAAAACAAUGCCCUGCGGAGGACCUGAUGUGGCCACGUUUAUUUGCGAACUUCCCAUUCCGGAAUGGGCUAGUGGACCGAAGGGAUGUUUAGUAACGGAAAUACCAUCAUUAACGGUUUUGUAUAUACCAGAACACACCGCAAUUGAGUUAACAUCUGACUGUGGUUUAGAUGGUACCAAACGAAUUGCUUGCAAGGGUGACGCAGAUCGUGAAGAGUUAUUGAAGCAAUUAACCUGCUCCAUAAAUCAAGAUGAUGAUUUUGAUGAUAAAGCGACCAAAAUGUUAUAUUCAACCACCCAGUCUGGAAUAAAUCAAGAGGAGAACACUUUAAACAGUAAAACAACGAAACCGUGGAUUUGGACUUCGAACACCAUUGAUACUGAGUAUGGCAUUCCCACAAGACACAGAAGGGAAACCGAAGACACUUUGAGUCCAAUCUCGACGAAAAGCACCACUUCAACUGAUUCGAUGUUGCAAGUUACUAACAGCACAGAAGGUAACAAAUCUACCCAAACACCAUCGGCUAGUCCAACAAAAGAGAUCUCUUCAGAAUCAGAGCUGGUCCAUACUCAAUCAACUCAACACGAAGAAUCUAUAAUUGAAUUGUCUACAAUUUCACAAAUGAGAUCUGACCAUCCCGAAACGAUUGUAGAAACUGCACCAACUUCUGACACAAAAUACGAAACUACAAGUACAUUUGAUACGACUGAAGUGUCAGCUUCCACUUCGGUCACCGAUGAAUCAGAAUAUUCUGGUGCUAUAAGUCAAGGACAACUGUUAAGCAUUAUUGAAAAUGGCACAAGAUUUGAUUUCGUCGAGAUGAGUGGUUCAGAAGUAGAAGAUGCUAAAACAAAUGAAUCAAGCAACACUGUUGCGUCAGAUUAUUUAUACACUACAACAGCAACUGAAAAAAUGACAGCCACUACUAUCCCAGAACUUAUUAUGAACAAUAAGAAAGAGUCAAAGGAACAAAAGCAUACCAAAAAAUCAAUCUAUCCGAAGAAGAAUAAUCCUAAAUUGUCAAAAACGGAGACUAGCACUCCCGUUAAUGUAAAUAUUUCCAAGGAAGUAGCUGUAGAACCGAUCGUACACGACAAUUCAAUAAUAUUGAACAGAACCUACAGAAAAGAAGUACCUUUAAUCCCUGAUAGUUAUAAAACGACAACUACCCAACAGGCAGUAUCCACAACUCAACAAACUCCGACGACAGGAAAACCUAGAAAUCUGACGCUUAUUUUAUCUGCUACACUAGACGAAAAAGAAAAAUCUUCAGAUGUUAAUACUAAAAUUGAGAAUGAUGCUGCCACUGGAAAACUUGUUGACUCCAAAGAGUCUAACAAGCCAACCACCAACAUCCACGAAACAGAAUUAUUAACACCAAAGCCGACGAUUAACAAAUCCGAAAUUAACAAUGUGGAACCUGCCAUAAACAACUUUGAGACAGAUAAUUCCAGCCGAACUUAUGACUAUGGAGAUUUUUCGGAGAGCUUCUCCAAUAAUUCCCUGAUCUCGGAGCCUGGAAAAGUGCCCAACAGACAGAGACAUCUUACAAGACCUCAAAGAAGACAAUUCUAUCCUUACUUCUUCAGCAGAGUAUUGGGCUGAAUAUAAGUAUUUUAAUUGUCAAUAAUUAGAUAAUUAUGUUGGCUGUCUCAAAAAAUCAUUUACUAAUUGUUAUAAGAUAAGUAGAGUGUUAAUUUUAAGAGGAAACUUUAAUAAUGGUACUUUUCAACUAACAUAACAAGCACAAUAUUCGCGUCGUGCUAAGGCAUGAUGAAAUUUUAUAUUUUUGUAUAUCAAUGAUAUUAAUUAGUCACUGGGAAUUUUUGAUAAAAUUUAUAUGCGAAUGCUUUAUCAAAUGAGGUAAGAUAGUGUUGUGCCAAAUUAAUUUUUCGAAACGAUAAUAUUAACUUUGCAAAUAUGGGAAUGAAAACGGCUAUUUAGUGCGUAAAAUAUUGAUUUUUGUUAUCGACAUGGAUAAUAUUUACAUACGCAAGCAAUUAUACACAAUCAUAAAUAGUAUUACGGAAACAUUUGCAUGGAUAAAUUUAUUAAAAAUUCCAAUAUUAUAUUUCACAUUUGAACAUUUGGUUGGCUAAUUGACCGCCAUUAAGUUUUGUCAAUUAACUACGCAUAAUCUACCUAUGCUACAAAAAUUGCACAAUGGCUAAUAAAUAUAUGUGCACCGUCCCUCUUUCCCGUCCUAUCAAAGACCUGUGUUAGACUAAUACAGAGCGAAACUGUAAUUUUACAUAAUUUUCAUGAUUUGUAUAUGGGGUGACCUCUGUAAAAUGGGUCAAAUGUCACACAGAGAUCUUACUGAUAAUAUAUUAUGUUUGUUACAAUUACAAAAAAAUUAUAAUGGCCGACACACAAUUUAUGAAAAGCAUAAAAAAAUGUUUGAUCGUAUUAAAUUUAGGUAUAUAAUUAAAUUUUUAAAAAUAUGUUUAAUUUUGAACUUAAAUAUUAAAAAAGAUUUUGAAUAUCAAAUGUAUUUUUAAUGCAUUUAAAUUUGCAUUUACGAUGACAAGAAUUAAAUAAAAUUUUCAGAAAAAGAAUUUGUCAUACUAAUUGCCUUUAAAAAAUCCAUAAUUUUUCCUAAGAAUUUUUUUUUUAUUUUUGGCCAGUUUUUAAAAAGUCCAAAAUAACACAUUUUAACAUUCUGUAUAUGGACCACUGUAAAUUAUUGUACAAAAUAAAUAUAAAACAUAAUAUUAUAGCAGUAAGAACCUUGUGACAUGUACCUAUUGUUACAUGUUAUAUCCUAUUUAUUGUCUUUAAUGAUGAUUUUAUUGUAAUAACUAAAAUUUUAUUGUUACUGGUAAGUGAUACUUUAAAUAUUCUUAAAUUUUAUAAUUUAGGUCUAUUAUAAAAAUGAAAAAUUAAUUAUAUUGUCUGUUGAA
Messenger RNA from Aethina tumida (small hive beetle), 3332 nucleotides. Its product is annotated as location of vulva defective 1. The record is from RefSeq and is a predicted model, not a curated record. The transcript has 9 exons. Lineage: Eukaryota; Metazoa; Arthropoda; Insecta; Coleoptera; Nitidulidae. Bases 10 to 2034 code for a protein of 674 amino acids.